Molecule: messenger RNA, 854 nt
Organism: Xiphias gladius (swordfish)
Lineage: Eukaryota; Metazoa; Chordata; Actinopteri; Istiophoriformes; Xiphiidae
Product: tetraspanin-1
Exons: 7
Coding region: 1-726 (241 amino acids)
Cellular component (GO): membrane
Source: RefSeq, a predicted model, not a curated record
AUGGGCUGCUUCACAUUCAUCAAAUUGAUGAUGGGCUUGUUCAACUUGCUUAUCUCUCUGGGGGGCCUGACCCUGCUGGCCAUGGGAAUCUGGGUAAGCGUGGACGGGGGCUCCUUCCUACAGCUGCUUGGGCCAUUCUCCAGCCAAGGCAUGCAGUUCGUCAAUGUGGGCUUUUUCUGCAUCGCCAUCGGGGCCGUGCUGGUGCUGCUGGGGCUGCUGGGCUGCUGUGGUGCCCACAAAGAGAGCAAGUGUCUGCUGCUCACGUUCUUCUCCAUCAUCCUCAUCAUAUUCAUUGCUGAAGUGGCGGCAGGAGUGGUGGCUCUGGCCUACUCUUCAUUUGCUGAGGGGAUCCUCAGAGCGUGGGCGACCCCUGCUUUACAGAGAGAUUACGGCAGUGACCCUGUGGUCACCAAGAUCUGGAACGCCACCAUGACAGAGCUGGGGUGCUGCGGCUUCACCAACUACACAGACUUUGUGGGCUCCAAGUUUGAAAAGGAGAGUGGAGGCAGCCUGCCGCCCAGCUGCUGCCGGACCGACAGCGCCCCCUGCAGCCGGGACGAGGCAGAGCGCAGCACUGUGCAGGGCUGUUUUAAAAACAUCCUGGAGACCCUCAAAGAGCAGGCGAACGUUGUGGGAGGAAUCGCAGCAGGAAUCGGAGUCUUAGAGAUCGCCGCCAUGAUCGUGUCUAUGUACCUGUACUGCCACCUGGACAACAGAGUCAGCUGAGACUCCUUCAGAGACGGCCGUGACAUAGAUGGACCACAUGUGAUGCAGUUUUGACAUCAACAGUAUUUAACAAUGUCAGGCUCGCAUUCUCUUGUCUUUUUAGUUUUCCCCUUUCUUUCAGGGACACA